This is a messenger RNA of Oncorhynchus mykiss (rainbow trout), 1151 nucleotides long. NCBI's taxonomy places the organism in Eukaryota, Metazoa, Chordata, Actinopteri, Salmoniformes, Salmonidae. The record is from RefSeq and is a predicted model, not a curated record.
GGGUAGUGGUUAGGGUGCCACUGCCAAUUAAGUGUUUGGGAACAGGUUAUUACUUUCAUUAAACACAUCAACAAAUCACCAGAGGAUAAUAAUUCACGGGCCUGGGUCAGAGGUCAGAGGCCGGCAGUCUACAAUGGUACUGAAUGGUAUUGAAAAGGUCAGACUACUGUCAGACUGUCAGACUACUGGUACUGAAUGGUAUUGAAAAGGUAACUGUUAAACUACUGGUACUGAAUGGUAUUGGAAAGGUGACUGUCAGACUACUGGUACUGAAUGGUAUUGGAAAGGUAACUGUCAGACUACUGGUACUGAAUGGUAUUGAAAAGGUAACUGUCAGACUACUGGUACUGAGCGGUAUUGAAAAGGUAACUGUCAGACUACUGGUACUGAACCGUAUUGAAAAGGUAAAUGUUAAACUACUGGUACUGAACCGUAUUGAAAAGGUAACUGUCAGACUACUGGUACUGAAUGGUAUUGAAAAGGUAACUGUUAAACUACUGGUACUGAAUGGUAUUGGAAAGGUAACUGUCAGACUACUGGUACUGAAUGGUAUUGAAAAGGUAACUGUCAGACUACUGGUACUGAAUGGUAUUGAAAAGGUAACUGUCAGACUACUGGUACUGAGCGGUAUUGAAAAGGUAACUGUCAGACUACUGGUACUGAACCGUAUUGAAAAGGUAACUGUCAGACUACUGGUACUGAAUGGUAUUGAAAAGGUAACUGUCAGACUACUGGUACUGAAUGGUAUUGAAAAGGUAACUGUUAAACUACUGGUACUGAAUGAUAUUGAAAAGGUAACUGUCAGACUACUGGUACUGAAUGGUAUUGAAAAGGUAACUGUCAGACUACUGGUACUGAGCGGUAUUGAAAAGGUAACUGUCAGACUACUGGUACUGAAUGGUAUUGAAAAGGUAACUGUCAGACUACUGGUACUGAGCCAUAUUGAAAAGGUAACUGUUAGACUACUGGUACUGAAUGGUAUUGGAAAGGUAACUGUCAGACUACUGGUACUGAAUGGUAUUGAAAAGGUGACUGUUAGACUACUGGUACUGAAUGGUAUUGAAAAGGUAACUGUCAGACUACUGGUACUGAACCAUAUUGGAAAGGUGACUGUUAGACUACUGGUACUGAACCGUAUUGAAAAGAUUUAA